This is a messenger RNA of Mollisia scopiformis, 729 nucleotides long. RefSeq lists its product as uncharacterized. The record is from RefSeq and is a predicted model, not a curated record. Bases 1 to 729 code for a protein of 242 amino acids. Lineage: Eukaryota; Fungi; Ascomycota; Leotiomycetes; Helotiales; Mollisiaceae. The transcript is spliced from 3 exons.
AUGGCCGUGCUACAGAGAGCACAAGUCAGCAGCAUCAUGAAGGCUCGAAUGCGAGCGAGAUCGAGGAAACUUACCACUCGUCAACGGUCGAUGGAUGAUUUUGGUCUUCAGUUCUCCACUUGGAUUAACACUCACGCCAACGGGAAGGCAGACCAGUGUGGUCGAUCGAGGUUCAUGGAAGAAAAGCCACAGUUAGCAAAGGUCAUCCAAAGGACAAAAAGAAAUGACACCACUGAACUUCCAGAAAGGCAACAGGGAAAUACACCCACGUCUUCGCCGAAGCUCGACAUAGUGUAUCUCUCGACAGACCUGUGCCCCGGCGGUGACCAUUACAGUCGAUCAGUAAUUACCGGCUCAACUGCUGCAGAGCGUAUCAUACAGUGUACCUCCAACUUGCAAGCAAGCUGGAGUUGGCUUUCAAUUGAAAACGUCACGAUGCCAGGCCGUUAUACGAACUACGUACUGGAAGUGGUGUCGACGAGCUUGCGCUCUCCACCUGAGGAGCAGGGGGAGAAGGAGCAGACAAAAACACAAUACCUACGGACGGAAGUGCCGUACCAGAACCGCAAGUGCAAUCACCCCUCAGUCCAUUUUCAAAUCACAUCUGCCAACUUGCCCACGAGCGAUCAUCACGGUCGGAGAGUCAUAUACAGUGUGUAUACCGAUAUGAUAGCAGAUGGGGAGCAUAUCUCGGAGAUGCACGAUCCAAGUAUUUCGAAACCGCCUUGA